AUGGCGACAUCCAUCCAACAUGAUCUGGUCUCGGCAGUUGAACAUGAAAUUAGUUGUCCCAUCUGCUUUGAGGACUUUGAAGAACCCAAAUGCCUCCCAAACUGUGCUCAUAAUGUAUGUCAACAGUGCUUACAAGGGAUGGAAAAGAAAAGAAACAACGUUCUCGAAUGCCCGGUUUGUCGAGUCGAGUCUGUUAUUCCGAAGGGUGGAGUCGCAGCUUUUCCAAAGAAUCAUUUGUUGGUUCGAUUGAUCGAGCAAUCACCUGGACGAAAAGAAAAACGUUACCUCAAAGAAGCUGUGAAACGCUGCAAGGAAAAGCUGCAAGGGGCGAAAGAUUCCCUUACAGAGAUGGAGAAACGCUAUGUUAAUAGCAAAACAAAACGUGAUGAGAUGAAGCAGCGCAUUCAAUCUUUGGUGGAAGGAGUUGUUAAGACGGCACGUGAGCAGGAACAAAAAAUGCUUGAUGAAAUCAAUUCACGAUAUGAUCAAGAUGAAGGAAUAUACGAGACUCUGCAAUCCAGUGCCAUGGAAUUAUGUGAAAAUGCGACUGAAUGCAUUGAGACUGUGCAAGGCAUCAUACAAAAUGGAGAAUUAAAGGAUCUUAAAGACCUUAAGGAUGCUUUGGCUGAACAGGUAAAUGAUUUAAGCGAGUGCUUGGAGAUGCGGAUGUUGGAGGCAAAUAGUGAAUUUACACAGCCCUUCGAUAUUUCAUUGACUAACACUGACUUAGCUGAGAAGUUCAUUGAUGAGGAGUUUUCACUUGGUAAACUUAGCAUAAACAGUUUUAAAAUCACUGACCAAGCUGAAACUCCUCAAAAUAUUCUCACAGCUUUUGUCCCUUCAGUAUGGACAGUUACUGAAGUCAAGCCAAUACCAGCUGUAGUAUCAGGAGUUGAAGAAUGUCCAAGUUCCGGCACCUUGAUUCAACGUAUAGACAGUUUUUCAUGUGGGAAAGAAGAUUUUGAGCCUUUUUCAGUAGCAGCUUCCAGACAUUCUGGAGAGUUUGCAGUUUUGGAUAGAGAAAAUAAGCAUGUACACAUAUUUAACGAGGAUGGGGCAAUCAUCAACAGUUUUCGCGUGAGAUAUGGUGACCUCUUUGACAUUGCCUUUUCAAGUGAAGAUGAAAUAGUUGUUGUAAAUCGUGAAAGAAACCGCCUCUUACAUUAUGACUAUUUUGGGAAUUUCCACAAGAAAGUCAUGUCUGCUUCUAAAGAAAAUGUAAAAUUCACCUCAUUGACAGUUGAUGUUCAUGGACGGUACAUCAUUUCUUCUCGGCCAUACUAUAGUCACGAGUAUCAAGGUGAAACCUCACCGUGCAUUCUUGUUUACUCUUCAUCUGGAAACCUCACCUUGUCAUUUGGUGAGGAUGACCUGGUCUCACCAAAAAGGGCAGUGUUUUUGAAUGGUAAAUUUUAUGUAGCAGAUUCUGAACGAGAGGAAGUGCUAGUAUUUGACAAAAGUGGUUCUGUAGUUGAUACUCUUGGUGGCUAUGAGUUAGGAAUGCCAUCUGGCAUAACUGCUGACCAUAAUAAUAGAAAUCUUCUGGUAAGUGACACAUCAAAUUCCGAGGUGCUUGUUUACAACCAAAGUGGGGAUUUUCUGGAUUGUUUUGAUACAGGAGAAGAGCCCAUUCAAAUUGCCGUCACCAAGUUUCGGGAAAAUUUGCUAGUUUGCACUGGCUUGUCUAUACUGGUCUUGGCACAUUCUUGUCAGUUAUAA
This is a messenger RNA of Porites evermanni, 1719 nucleotides long. The record is from the annotation of a GenBank genome assembly. NCBI's taxonomy places the organism in Eukaryota, Metazoa, Cnidaria, Anthozoa, Scleractinia, Poritidae.